This is a messenger RNA of Phytophthora sojae, 570 nucleotides long. RefSeq lists its product as hypothetical. The record is from RefSeq and is a predicted model, not a curated record. The transcript has a single exon. Lineage: Eukaryota; Oomycota; Peronosporomycetes; Peronosporales; Peronosporaceae. Bases 1 to 570 code for a protein of 189 amino acids.
AUGCUGGAUAUUACCGAGCUUCUAUCCAUGAUUAUCGCAGUAGUCCGAAGCCCGAAAACCUACCGCGUCAACUCGCUACAAGGCGUUCGCCUCUGGUCGUGCCUUCCUCACUCGAUCACCCAGGAGCAAGCACGUCGGCUUGAAAAGCUGGAAUCAUCCGGCGUGUACGAUUUAACCGACCAAUCCACGAACUCCAUAUCCCGGCGGGCAAACCGGCAGUAUCUCCAGCCACGCCUGCUACUACGCAUAGCCGUUGCCCCGAUAUCCGAGCCUCAGAACCAUAUCGAAAGACUCAACGUCAAGCGGAUCGUGGGGGACAAGUCCAAGAAACUCGCACUUCAAGGACUGCAGCUACUGUUUCACUGCGAAUAUCUCACGUUGGUCCAAUACGUCGAGUGCGUGGUCCCGCUCGUGUUUAUCGUGUACCAGUUGAUCCUAAGCCAACUUCCCAACGCCGCCUUCUAUCCGCACGAUGAUACGGACUGGACAGUGGCGACGAUCACGAAUCUCGUGGCGUUUGCACUCAUGAAAGUGGCCUCGUUCCUGUUCCUGAGCGCAGAACUCGUUUAA